Molecule: messenger RNA, 3062 nt
Organism: Anoplophora glabripennis (Asian longhorned beetle)
Lineage: Eukaryota; Metazoa; Arthropoda; Insecta; Coleoptera; Cerambycidae
Product: zinc finger protein 62 homolog
Exons: 4
Coding region: 33-2843 (936 amino acids)
Biological process (GO): regulation of transcription by RNA polymerase II
Cellular component (GO): nucleus
Molecular function (GO): DNA-binding transcription factor activity, RNA polymerase II-specific; RNA polymerase II transcription regulatory region sequence-specific DNA binding
Source: RefSeq, a predicted model, not a curated record
UACACAGGGUGUUGUGUUGUUUGUGUUAGUGAAUGAAGAAAUUACAUAUUUGUGGAACCAGGAAAAUAUUUCUACAUAUUAUCUAUACCUUCGGACGAGAUCUGAGAGGUGCAGUUUUCUGGAUCCGGCAGAUGGAAGAGAAAGAAUUCCCCAUGGACUAUUUUACACCAAUAGUAACAAUAAACGAGACUCCACCCGAACCCUCUUCGCCUAAAUCUCCAAAGGUAAAAAAAAUAAAAAUCAAAAUCGAAGGCAACGAAGAAGGUGAAAUUUCUGCGGAAAUAGUCAAACAAAAGAAAAGAGGAAGGCCUAGAAAAAAUACAGAGAACAAGAAAGAAGAAACUAAGAAAGAGAAAAAAAAGUCAAAAAAAGAUGAAGAUGAUGAUAAUGAUCCCACUUGGUCGGAAGUUAUCAAAAAGAAAAAGAAACCGAAGAAAACUAAACAAACCAAAACACCCAAACAAAACAAGAAAAAACAGGCUGUGGCUCAAGAGGAGGUGGUGGUAAAAUCGGAACCUAUCGAUAUAGACGAUCCCGUUGAAGGUUUAGAAAUAAAAAAAGAGAUCAAGGAAGAACCCCUAGACGGGGAAGCGGUGCCAAGUGUACCGAUAUCUGUAGAAGACAUCAAAGCAAUAUUACCACAAAUCGAGGACAAGAGAACUUUUAAGUGUCCACUUUGCAGCAAAGAAAAAGACGAUAAAACUGAAAGAACCCCCAAAGAAUUAAAACAACACUACAAAGAUCAACACCCCGGCAAAAGGCUCCGGCAGUCCCGUUUCUCCCUGGAAAUCCACCCGUGCGACGUCUGCGGCAAGGAAUUCAAGACGAGCACUGCCGUAAAGGAACACCUAGAAACCCACAACAACUACUUCUACUGCGAGGUGUGCAACUCCUCGCACAAGAAGAUCCUGGACCACAUCAUACACCUGCGCGUCCACUCCCAACAAGGCGUAUUCCAGUGCUUGAUGUGCGACCUCAAAACCCCCGACAUAAACAAGAUAACUGACCAUGUCAACAACCACGAGGAUCUGCUCAAAUACUGGUGCCAGACGUGCAAGAAGGGCUUCCAGAUCCUGCCCUGGUUCCAGGAGCACGACAACUACCACACGGGACUUAAGCCGUUCGACUGCGAGUUUUGCGGCAAGUGCUUCCUCUACUCCCGUUACCUCCACGCUCACAAGGUCAGCAUGCACAAGGAGGACAUGAACUGCCCCAGCCUGCACGAGUGCGUCAUCUGCAACAAGCAGUACCAGCACAAGAACAGCCUGAAACUGCAUAUGAACUCCCACACGGGCAACUUCUCCAUCUGCGACAUCUGCGGCAAGAUGCUGUCCAGCAAGGAAAAGCUCAAGUUUCACAUCCGAACCCACACGGGGUACAAACCCUACAGCUGCACCUACUGCGAGAAGUCCUUCACGAAGAAACCCAUCUUGGUGGAACACGUCAGGAUUCAUACAGGGGAAAGACCGUACAUCUGUGAGUAUUGUACGAAGGCAUUCUCGCAACGUUCAAGCUUGGUGAUCCACAUGCGCGGUCAUACGGGAGAGAGGCCGUACGUUUGCCAGUUCUGCACGAAGGGGUUCGUCGCCAAGGCCAUGCUGAACAUCCACCUCAAAUCGUGCAAAGGCCUGGUCGCACUGCCCUCUGUACAGGAAAUUUGCCAGGGGUCCCGGAUGACGCGAAACUCGCCUGAUUUAAAACAGGAAGUAGCUGAAGAGGAAAUUGUGAUAACUUUUGUAGAUGAGGACGACUCGGACAGCUACAUAGACCUCGCGGAGUACCAGCAACUAACCCUCGAAAACAAGAACAUCCUCAUAGAAGCCAACCCGAAUAUCAUACUGGAACCGGUGGAGCAACCCACCGUGAUCGCGAAGACGGUGCGGUCGAAAAGGGAGGAGAUCGAGAAAAGCGUGGAAGCCAUCCUAGUUAAGGAGAGAGUCAAAGCCGCCGCUAGAAGGAGAGGCAUCGCUGGCCAAGCUAAAUCCGAAGCCGAGCUGGCGCUCUGUCCCGUUUGUGGUAAGUUGGUCCGAAUGAGGUACAUCUCCAAGCACAUGGUGUGCCACGGGAGCCACAAGUGCGAAAUAUGCUCGUCUCUGUUCAAAUCCGAGGAAGAGCUCGAUAAGCACAGGGAAGUACACCUCGAUAACGAUUACCCAUGCGAGAACUGCGAACUGAGCUUCAAAACGGCUAUAGAGUUCGCCAUCCACAACCACCAGCACGUCAACAUGUUCCAGUGCCCGUUGUGCAAGUUUUACACCAAAUCCAAGAGCUCGAUCUGCGGCCACAUCAAGAGGCACGAGGGCCAAUACAAGUACCACUGCACCAUCUGCGGAAAGGGCUUCAUAGGUAAGGCGCUGCUCGCCACACACGAGGAGAUACACCUGGACAUAAAGCAGUACAUGUGCGACUUGUGCGGGAAGAAGUUUUCCGUCAGGAGGUACCUGGACGUCCACCGACAGCUCAACCACAAGAAGGAGCUGUACGGCAUCGAGGAGUUGUUUCGUUGCGAGAUAUGCGGGAGGGAGUUCACCUUCGAGAAGAGUCUACGGAGGCACCAGAGCGUCAUCCACCAGAUCGGGGAGGAUCGCACUGUGCAGUGCAAGGUGUGCAACAAAGUCAUAGCUAAUAAUUACAACCUGAAGAUGCACAUGAGGAUCCACACCGGCGAGAAGAAUUACUGCUGUGACAAGUGCGGUAAGGCGUUUUCCGCAUAUAAGUAUUGGAAGAAGCACAAGUUGACGCACGAAAGGAAGAAAUCGUCGCAAGUGGAGAUGGAGAUGGUCGAGAUAGAAUUAGAAGAUAUUAAAACUGAGUCACCUGAGUUGUUGGAACUGUUAGAAUAAUUUAAUUGUUUCUUUUCUUUGGAAAUUAAAUAGUUUCUCAUUUGUUCAGAAUGUUUUUCGAGUCGAGUAUUACAUAGCGUUGAAUUUUAUUUUAAUAAAUGAUUAAGUACAAAAUGAAAGUUGUUAAACUUUUAUAUUAAAUCCAAAUAAAUGGAUGCUUGGGAAAAUAAUUAACUUUUCUGAGACGAAUUCCCAAAAUUAUAAUCUGAAGACGUGAAA